Molecule: messenger RNA, 940 nt
Organism: Pelagomonas calceolata
Lineage: Eukaryota; Pelagophyceae; Pelagomonadales; Pelagomonadaceae
Source: the annotation of a GenBank genome assembly
AUUGAAAAGGCCUACAGACACGUGCCGCACGGGCUUCUUGGGACAGCGAGAGUGAUCAAACGGACUUCCCUGUGCCCGGCUCGCACACUUGCCGUCUGAGCUCAGACCGACUAAUAGCCCUAGAACAACAUGAACCGCCUCAUCGCCGCCCUCGCUAUGCUGUGCAGCGCUUCGGCGUUCACCACCCGCGCUGCUGUGAGAUGCGGCGUCCGUUUUACGCUUGCGCGGCCGCAAAUAAGCCAUCCUCGCUGAGGGCCAUCGUCAGCGCCGGGUUCACCGCGCCGACGUCGCCCGCGCCCCCUCAAAUGCCGGAGCGCGACCCUUGCCACUCUUAGAAGGGCUCGGGCGCAAGUCCGGUCAAAUUCGGCUCGAAAAAAGGCUAGCUCCCGCCGGGUUCUCCGACAUCACAUUUUUCCAAACUCCAAAAACCGUCCUACGCCAGCAGUCUCUGCGCGGAAACGCUCCAUCACCCGCGGUUUGACCACGCAGGCGCGCCCGUCGCUCAAGCUCGACUACGCCGUGACGCUCGUCGAGGACGGCGCCGAGACGACCAUCGAGUGCGCCGACGACGUGUACAUCCUCGACCAGGCCGAGGAGGAGGGCAUGGACCUCCCGUACUCUUGCCGCGCGGGCGCCUGCUCGUCGUGCGCGGGCAAGGUCACCGCGGGCGAGGUCGACCAGAGCGACCAGUCGUUCCUCGACGACUCGCAGAUGGACGACGGCUUCGUGCUCACCUGCGUCGCGUACCCGGCGUCGGACUGCACGAUCAUCACGCACGCCGAGGAGGACCUCUUCUAAACGCCCCCUCCCAAACCCGCGCCGUCGCUUUCAGCUUCGGUGUCUGCUGUGACUAAGUACCGGAGCGGUUUAAUUCACAAGAGUGUCCUCCCGAGCCGACGGCGUCUGCGUGGGCCUGUCGUCUUCUUCGCGUGUACCAUUC